Molecule: messenger RNA, 906 nt
Organism: Myiozetetes cayanensis
Lineage: Eukaryota; Metazoa; Chordata; Aves; Passeriformes; Tyrannidae
Gene: MRTO4
Product: MRT4 homolog, ribosome maturation factor
Exons: 8
Coding region: 28-738 (236 amino acids)
Biological process (GO): rRNA processing; ribosomal large subunit biogenesis; ribosomal large subunit assembly
Cellular component (GO): nucleolus; preribosome, large subunit precursor
Molecular function (GO): RNA binding
Source: RefSeq, a predicted model, not a curated record
CCGGGGGCCUCGGAGCACGGCGGAGCCAUGCCCAAGUCCCGGCGGGACCGAAAGGUCUCCCUGACCCGGACGCCCCGGAAGGGGCUGGAGGCCAAGCAGGCGCUGAUCACCGAGCUCCGCCGCUGUGUGGACACCUACAAGUACAUCUUCGUGUUCUCCGUGGCCAACAUGAGGAACAACAAGCUCAAGGAUGUCCGGAACGCCUGGAAGCACAGCAGGAUCUUCUUCGGCAAGAACAAGGUGAUGAUGGUGGCGCUGGGGCGGGGGCCAAGCAGCGAGUACAAGGAGAACCUGCACAAGGUCAGCAAACACCUGAGAGGGGAGGUUGGGCUGCUCUUCACCAACCGCACCAGGGAGGAGGUGGAUGAGUGGUUCUCCAAGUUCCGAGAGCUGGACUUUGCCCGCGCUGGGAACAAGGCACCGUACGGGGUGAGCCUGGACACGGGGCCCCUGGAGCAGUUCCCACACUCCAUGGAGCCACAGCUCCGGCAGCUGGGAUUGCCCACGGCGCUGAAGAAAGGGGUGGUGACGCUGCUCUCGGAUUACGAUGUCUGCAAGGAGGGGGAUGUUCUCACCCCGGAACAGGCCCGUGUCCUGAAACUCUUCGGUUAUGAGAUGGCAGAGUUUAAAGUCACCAUCAAAUUCGUGUGGAAUUCUGAGACAGGAGACUUCCAGAAGCUUGUGGGAGACACAGCAGAGGAAGAGGAGGAUAAUGAUGAUGACAGCAGUGAGGACUAGCAGUGUGGACACGAGGCAAUUUUACUCUAUUUUAGAGACAAAAAGAGGAGGAUGUUUCUCGGACCUGUUUGCAGCUGGACAAGGGUGAUCAGCUCAAAUGUGCUCUUUGUAAAAAAUUAUCUAACUGUGCUUUUUUUAUAUAUAUAUAAAUCUGUAUACAAAACUUCA